This is a messenger RNA of Bombina bombina (fire-bellied toad), 3280 nucleotides long. RefSeq names its product ADAM metallopeptidase domain 9 (gene ADAM9). Gene Ontology annotation, cellular component: plasma membrane. Bases 281 to 2869 code for a protein of 862 amino acids. Gene Ontology annotation, biological process: proteolysis. NCBI's taxonomy places the organism in Eukaryota, Metazoa, Chordata, Amphibia, Anura, Bombinatoridae. The record is from RefSeq and is a predicted model, not a curated record. The transcript is spliced from 22 exons. Gene Ontology annotation, molecular function: metalloendopeptidase activity.
GGUAGUGAUCAGCUGAAUUUAGUGCAGUGCUUGCACUAAUAACUCACAAGCUAUUGGGUAGUGAUCUUUCCGGGAACGGAAAAGAAAAAGUGUCCAUACAAGGAAACAGUAAAAGCAUCUAUAGGAAUUUUCUGGAUCUCAGGGAUCGCUACUUGUUAUGGGUUAUUUCCCAGAAGUUGUCCUGAUUUUGAAACUGGAAUAAUUAUUGUGUUGAUAUUCGUAUGAAAAUAUUGGACGAAGCACUAUCUAAUUGCCUAUGAUCCUUUUAUGAAUAUAGUCAAUGCAACCCAUGGCUGGCACAGGCGUACAUUACACUCUCUUAAUAAGCCUUUUCUCCAUCACACUGGGCAUUCAACAGACUAAUUUCCUAUCUUCAUAUGAAAUUAUAAUCCCUCAAAAAUUGACACGCGAGAGAAGAGACUCUUCAGGCCUCCUGAAAGAAGAUUCACUUUCUUAUGUCAUCCAGGUUGCAGGCAAAAAGCACAUACUUCAUCUUGAAAAAAAAAGUGAUUUUAUAGCCAAAGAUUUUGUCACCUACACCUACACAGAAGCUGGGGAAAGGCUGUCAAGCAACCAUCAGGAUCAGGAAGAUUGCUACUACCGUGGUUAUGCAGAUGGCGUUGAAAAUUCUGUUGUAGCAGUCAGUACCUGCUCAGGACUGCGGGGUUUGUUACACCUGGAGAACACUAGUUUUGGAAUAGAACCUCUAGAAUCUUCCUCAGAUUUCCAGCAUCUGAUAUAUCGUCUAGAAGAUGUUAAAAAAGAACCAAUGUCAUGUGGUGUUUCUAAUCUUGAUGCAGAAUCUAAAAAUGAUCUUCACUCGCCGAGUAUGACCCAGUUACUGCGGAGAAAAAGAGCCCUUUUGCCACAGACAAGAUAUGUUGAGCUCUUCAUAGUUGUAGACAACGAAAGGUUUACUUUUCUGAACAGAAAUGCAACAGCUGUAAGGGUAGAGAUGGUACAGUUGGCAAACUAUUUGGACAGUAUGUAUACUAUGUUGAAUAUAAGAAUAGUCCUAAUUGGGCUUGAGAUUUGGACAGACUUCAACAAGAUCAGUAUUGAUGGGUCAGCAGGGGACGUCCUUGGUCGAUUUGUACAAUGGCGUGAAAACGUGUUGGUUACACGACGCAGACACGACACUGCACAAUUAGUCCUAAAGAAAAGUUUCGGUACCACUGCAGGAAUGGCAUUUGUGGGCACAGUAUGUUCUAGGAGUCAUGCUGGUGGCAUUAAUGCGUUUACACAUACUAAUGUUCCAAGCUUCGCAUCCAUUGUUGCCCACGAAUUAGGACACAAUCUUGGAAUGAAUCAUGAUGAUGGCAGGGAAUGUUCUUGUUCUGUAGGCUCGUGCAUUAUGAAUUCUGGAGCUUCAGGCUCAAAAAACUUCAGCAGCUGCAGUGAAGAUGACUUUGAAAAACUGACACUUAACAAAGGCGGAAUUUGCUUGCUUAAUAUGCCAAAACCAGACGAGGCAUACAGUGCGCCUUCUUGCGGAAACAAACUUGUGGAUCCUGGUGAAGAGUGUGACUGUGGGAGUUUCAAGGAAUGUGAGCUGGAUGCCUGCUGUGAGUUCGGAACUUGCAAGCUGCGAGCAGGCGCUCAGUGUUCUUUUGGUAGCUGUUGCCAAAGCUGCCGGUUCUCUCCUGGUGGCACAGUGUGUCGUGGAGUAGUAAAUGAAUGUGAUCUCCCUGAAUACUGCAAUGGCUCUUCUCCUUUCUGCCAACCUGAUGUCUUCAUACAGAAUGGACAUCCAUGUCAGAAUAGCCAAGCCUAUUGCUACAAUGGCAUGUGCCAGUACUAUGAUGCCCAGUGUCAGGCUAUUUUCGGUGCCAAAGCAAAGGCCGCUCCUGCAAUUUGCUUUCGAGAUGUGAACUCAAAAGGUGAUAGAUUUGGAAAUUGUGGCCUACAGGGCAAUGAUUACAGAAAAUGUGAAACCAGGAAUGCUCGGUGUGGAAAGCUACAGUGUGAGAAUGCAGACACCAUGCCAGUUUUUGGUAUUGAACCUUCUAUUAUCAAAACGUCCAUUCAGGGAACAAUUUGCUGGGGAGUGGACUUCCAGCUGGGCUCUGAUGUCCCUGAUCCAGCUAUGGUGAAUGAAGGCACCAAAUGUGAUGAGGGCAAGGUGUGCAGUGGUUACCAGUGUGUUAAUGCAUCAGUGCUUAAGUAUGACUGUGAUGUUCAGAAGAAGUGCGGAGGGAAUGGAGUGUGUAACAGCAAUAAGAACUGUCAUUGUAAUGAUGGCUGGGCUUUUCCUAUGUGCCAGACUAAGGGAUAUGGUGGUAGCAUUGACAGUGGCCCCACAUAUAAUGAUAAAGACACAUCGCUGAGAGAUGGGCUGCUUGUUUUCUUUUUUCUUGUCGUUCCACUCCUGCUUCUUGGUGCAUUUGUGUUUUUCCGAAGGAAUGAACUGAAAAGAAGGUUCUGCAGGAAAAAAAGGUCACAGGCCCAUGAGGUUGACAGACAGAAACAAUCUGAAUUUGAGAAGCAAUCAUCUGGUCCAGCUAGACAUUUAAGUCCAAGCAGGGAAGGUAGAGGGCCAGUUAAGGUACCAACGCAAAAUAUGCAACAUUCACAACCAGCCAGGGUGCCACCAGCUUCUCGUCCUCACAUGGAUAUAUCAAGCUCCAUUCCAAAUAGAGGUCCUACUUCAGCUGGUCCUCCAAGAAAUGUGCCGCCUUCAACACCACAUCAAAAUGUCACACCUACCUCUCAUACUAAUAAGAAACCAUUUAACCCAAAUACUUUUAAUGUUCCAAACUACAUGGUGAAGCAGCCUCAGCAUGCUCCUUCUAGGCCACCUCCUCCUCACGAAAGAGAAACACCUGGCAGCCUUGCCCCCUCUCGUGCGCCACCUCCACCCCCGGUAUAACAUCUAAUGUGCAAAAUGCCAUUUCCCACAAACUGUUUACUAAGGACCUUUAAACAUAUUUGCAGCCUUUGCUUAUUUUUGGAAGCAGAAAUGCACACAAAAAUCUCCUAUCAUUUCCGUGUGGGAUUUGUCUGUUUCCACACAAUUUGUCACUGUGGCUGUUGACAGUGCAUGGGGAUUGAGUUCACAAGAACAGGCUGUCACUAUGUGUAACUCCAUAUUACUUCAUGAGGACAUCAAACUUUUAAAUUACCAAAUAUAGUUUAAGAUUGACUUAACUCACUGUUUUUAGCACCUUUUUCCAGCCUAAUAUAAAGUUACUUUGUUUUGGGCUUUUUAAUUUGAAUAUAUUUUUUCCCACAAAUACAAUAAAAGAAAAUGCUCGGAAGCAUUGUCACAUUUUCAGAUGUA